Cheilinus undulatus (humphead wrasse) is the source of this 1614-nucleotide messenger RNA. Its product is annotated as serine/threonine-protein phosphatase 6 catalytic subunit. Gene Ontology annotation, molecular function: protein serine/threonine phosphatase activity. Bases 37 to 954 code for a protein of 305 amino acids. The record is from RefSeq and is a predicted model, not a curated record. Gene Ontology annotation, cellular component: cytoplasm. Lineage: Eukaryota; Metazoa; Chordata; Actinopteri; Labriformes; Labridae. The transcript is spliced from 7 exons. Gene Ontology annotation, biological process: G1/S transition of mitotic cell cycle; peptidyl-serine dephosphorylation.
GUGUUGCAGGAAGUUGCGCAUGACAACUGAAGAAUAAUGGCGCCUCUAGACUUGGAUAAAUAUGCAGAGAUCGCAAAACAGUGUAAAUAUCUUCCAGAAAAUGAUCUCAAGAGGUUAUGUGACUACGUAUGUGACCUUUUGCUGGAGGAGUCCAACGUUCAGCCUGUUUCCACUCCUGUAACAGUGUGUGGUGACAUUCAUGGGCAGUUUUACGAUCUUUGUGAACUCUUCCGAACUGGCGGCCAGGUCCCAGACACAAACUACAUAUUUAUGGGUGACUUUGUCGACCGAGGAUAUUACAGUUUGGAAACGUUCACCUACCUGCUGGUGCUGAAAGCCAAAUGGCCCGACCGUAUUACGCUUCUUCGUGGAAACCAUGAGAGCAGACAGAUCACCCAGGUUUAUGGCUUUUAUGAUGAGUGCCAGACCAAAUAUGGGAAUGCAAAUGCCUGGCGUUACUGCACCAAAGUGUUUGACAUGCUAACAGUUGCAGCUCUGAUGGAUGAGCAGAUCCUGUGCGUCCAUGGAGGCCUCUCCCCAGACAUUAAAACUCUUGAUCAAAUCCGAACCAUUGAACGGAACCAGGAGAUCCCCCACAAAGGAGCAUUUUGUGAUCUGGUGUGGUCAGACCCUGAAGAUGUGGACACUUGGGCCAUCAGUCCCAGAGGAGCCGGCUGGUUGUUUGGCGCAAAGGUCACCAAUGAGUUUGUUCACAUCAACAACCUAAAGCUGAUCUGCAGAGCGCAUCAACUGGUCCACGAGGGUUACAAGUUCAUGUUUGACGAGAAGCUGGUCACAGUGUGGUCGGCUCCUAACUACUGCUAUCGCUGCGGCAACAUCGCCUCCAUCAUGGUCUUCAAAGAUGCGAACACAAGAGAGCCGAAGCUGUUCAGAGCAGUGCCUGACUCUGAGAGGGUCAUUCCACCCCGAACGACGACGCCGUAUUUCCUGUGAAACUAUAACAAGGCAGCAUUUUGUUUAUUGCACAGAUACCGCGUGACAGCAGCAUUAGCACUUAUGAACCCAUAUGAAUAUUUGUAUAGUACAUUUAGAUUGUUUACAGUGCAUUAUUGGUGCCAACUGUUGAUUAUUAUUCCCUCUUUGGUAUUUGAGGCUGUCAUUCUGCAACUUAAAUCACAUUUGUAUUUGCAGCAAAGGAUGUUUCCUCGAGCGUUGCUGUGCUUUUGAAUGUUGAAGGGGAAGGAUUAAAAUGAAGCCAACAGACUGCUUGAAAUAGUUUGUAAUGAAUCCGAAUUUACUUUGAAAUUACAAAUCCUCCUGCAGAGAGAAAUAGACCUGCAGCCCUGUAUAAAAUGUUUCGUUUUAUUUUGUUAUACUGAUGUAUUACAUAUAAGUGUAAAAUAACAAGCACUGUACAAAAGCAAAACUAUGUUCUAUCAUUACAAAACUCAUGUGACAGUAGACUUACUGUUAUUAGUGAUUUUACUCGAUGUAAACCUAAGAGUUGAUGCACAAGCAUUUACAUUUUUCAGUAUUGUCAAUCCUGUGGUACCUAAAAGGACUUUCUGUUAUUGCCAGAUUUGAAUCAUUUCUUGUAAUUAUUCUUGUGUGUGCGUCUCCAUGCAGUUUUUAAAUAAAGAAAAUCAAAAUGUG